This is a messenger RNA of Hirundo rustica (Barn swallow), 515 nucleotides long. RefSeq names its product mitochondrial ribosomal protein L55 (gene MRPL55). Gene Ontology annotation, molecular function: structural constituent of ribosome. Gene Ontology annotation, biological process: translation. The record is from RefSeq and is a predicted model, not a curated record. The coding region runs from base 112 to 462 and encodes 116 amino acids. The transcript is spliced from 4 exons. Gene Ontology annotation, cellular component: mitochondrial large ribosomal subunit. Lineage: Eukaryota; Metazoa; Chordata; Aves; Passeriformes; Hirundinidae.
CGUGAGUGCGGGGCGGAGGGACGGACCACGCGGCGGGCCGGGCGGGGGGGGCAUCCCCAGGCUGUGUCAUCUGCUCCCUUUGCUGGACCUGUCUCUGCCAGCUGAGCUGAGAUGGCGGCGAGCCGGGCGCUGAGCGCCCUGCGCUUCCACGCCGCGUCCCGGCCGCCGCUCGUGGCCUGCGUCCGCAGCAAUUCCAACCGCGCCGCCAUCUCCCACCUGCACCGGCAGCUCUACGGCCGCCUCUACCCCGUGCUGCUGGUCAACACCGACGGCUCCACCGUCCGCCUGCGCUACAGCGAGCCCAAGAGGAUCCUCAUGAUUCCCUUGGACAGCAGCACGCUGCCCGAAGCCGAGCGCAAGGCUCGUCUGCGCCGGCACUUCCCCAGCAAGCCUAAGGCCAAGGAGGAGGAAACCUUCGAGGGCAUCGACCUGGACACCUACAAGAAGUUCUGGAAGAAGUGAAGCGCUGAAACCAGAACUGUAUAAAUCUAUAAAUAAAUAUACCUCUAAGUGAA